This is a messenger RNA of Brassica rapa (field mustard), 883 nucleotides long. RefSeq names its product LIM domain-containing protein PLIM2c. The record is from RefSeq and is a predicted model, not a curated record. NCBI's taxonomy places the organism in Eukaryota, Viridiplantae, Streptophyta, Magnoliopsida, Brassicales, Brassicaceae.
AAAGUGAGAACAAUGGCGUUUACAGGGACACUAGACAAAUGCAAGGCGUGUGACAAGACUGUCUACGUUAUGGAUUUGAUGACAUUGGAAGGAAUGCCUUACCACAAGUCAUGCUUCAGGUGCAGCCAUUGCAAUGGCACUCUCGUGAUUAGCAACUACUCAUCCAUGGAUGGAGUUCUGUAUUGCAAACCACAUUUUGAACAGCUCUUCAAAGAAUCUGGAAACUUCAGCAAGAAUUUUCAGUCAGCAGGAAAGACCGAAAAAUCGAAUGACGUGACGAGGGCUCCAAGUAAGCUAUCAUCCUUCUUUAGUGGAACACAAGACAAAUGUGCAGCUUGCAAGAAAACUGUUUAUCCUCUAGAGAAGAUGGCGAUGGAAGGAGAAUCUUACCACAAGACUUGCUUUAGAUGUGCACACGGUGGUUGUCCAUUAACACACUCUUCAUACGCUGCUCUCAAUGGUAUCCUUUACUGUAAGGUUCAUUUCAGUCAGCUUUUCCUCGAGAAAGGUAACUACAAUCAUGUCCUCGAAGCUGCUAACCACCGACGCACAUCUGAGGAAGACAAAAUUGAACCCAACGUAAAUGAUGCAAGCCCUAAAGAAGAAGAAGAAACUUCUGAUGCAGUCCCUGAAGAACAUGAGUCCUAAAAUAAUUUGAGGAAAAGAAAAGCUUUAUUUGUGAAAUGUAUAAUCAUAUACUGCAUAUAAUUUUAUAAUUGUAAAGUAUUUAUUCAAAACACGAACAUCUCGAACAAUCUGAUCAUAAUCUCCCAUUACAUUAGUUAUUUUUUGGACUUUAUAAAUAACUUAUCAGUUAUCAUACAAGAAAUUCAGAACUCUGAAAGUUGCUUGCGGUUGAAGAAACAGCCAGAAGGGGUUUCUU